Messenger RNA from Strongylus vulgaris, 469 nucleotides. The record is from the annotation of a GenBank genome assembly. NCBI's taxonomy places the organism in Eukaryota, Metazoa, Nematoda, Chromadorea, Rhabditida, Strongylidae.
CGGCAGUUGCACCUGCAGGAACGAACGAGCCCGCGUUUCUGGGAGACUUAGAGAAAAAGCCGAUCGUCUCCGAUACGAAAAAGCCGUCCAUGUUCGACCGUCUGUGUGGAUGUUGUCGACAUGAGGCUUCUUCCAGUGAUGAUGUGAUUCGGGCUGAGCCUGAACGGCGGCUUCGAGCCAAUGACCGUGCAUAUAAUUCGCAAUUCAAAUAUGCGGGCAACUACAUAAAAACCUCUAAGUACAACAUAAUUACCUUCAUACCGCAAAACCUGUUUGAACAGUUCCAGCGGAUAGCAAAUUUCUACUUUUUAGUUUUAAUGAUAUUACAGUUUAUUCCUCAAAUAUCAUCCAUAUCAUGGUAUUCAACAGCAGUUCCACUAGUUAUUGUUCUAGCGUUUAGUGCUGUAAAGGACGGGUACGAUGAUGUGUCCUCUAAUGGCCUACACUUAACUGGACAUAUUUUAUAAUC